AUGGUAUUCUCGACCCCGGCAUUCAUCACCCGCCUGACGCGACCAUUUACGACAUCAACCAUGCUCUCCGUCUCCGAGGCCACAUCCGGCGGCGGCGCGGCGGCAGCGACGAUCCCCGAGGGUGCUCAGCGGGCGACCUUUGCGGCGGGUUGCUUCUGGGGCGUGGAGCACAUCUUCCGCAAGCACUUUGAGAACAAGGGCCUGUACGACGCGCGCGUGGGCUACAUUGGCGGCGAGGCGCAGAACCCGUCGUACCGGGCCGUGUGCUCGGGCGCGACGGGCCACGCCGAGGCGACGCAGGUCGUCUUCGACCCCAGCCGCAUCAGCUACAGGCAGCUGGUCGAGUUCUUCUACAAGACGCACGACCCGACGACGCCCAACCAGCAGGGUAACGACAGAGGCACCCAGUACCGAAGCGCCGUGUUUUACCACAACGCCGAGCAGGAGAAGAUCGCGAGGGAGGUGACGCAAAAGGCAAACGAGCAGUGGUGGAAGGGCAAGAUCGUCACGGAGCUGCUACCAGCCGGACAGUGGUGGGACGCAGAGGACUACCACCAGUUGUACCUUCACAAGAACCCGUCUGGGUACCAGUGUGCCAGCCACCACCUGAGGGAUUUCCCCGAGCUCAAAUGA
Pyricularia grisea is the source of this 633-nucleotide messenger RNA. RefSeq lists its product as uncharacterized. The record is from RefSeq and is a predicted model, not a curated record. Gene Ontology annotation, molecular function: peptide-methionine (S)-S-oxide reductase activity. Lineage: Eukaryota; Fungi; Ascomycota; Sordariomycetes; Magnaporthales; Pyriculariaceae. Bases 1 to 633 code for a protein of 210 amino acids. The transcript has a single exon.